This is a messenger RNA of Hypanus sabinus (Atlantic stingray), 5907 nucleotides long. Its product is annotated as TBC1 domain family member 14-like. Lineage: Eukaryota; Metazoa; Chordata; Chondrichthyes; Myliobatiformes; Dasyatidae. The transcript has 14 exons. The coding region runs from base 49 to 2301 and encodes 750 amino acids. The record is from RefSeq and is a predicted model, not a curated record.
UUCCGCACUAUGGUUCGGGGCUGAGCGCCGGCCGCCGGACCGCAGCUGAUGGAACGUCGCUCCCAGGACCAAGCUAAAGCCGACGAAGUCAGUGAUGGGGCCGCGCCACCUGCAGCCCAGCUAAAUGGCGAGCAGAGAGAUGCGCACGGUUCCGUUCAGGGUCCGUCCCCCUCUCGGAGGGUCCGCGUCCUUGCCAAGGCCAGAGCCGGUACAUACAGCAGCGCACCUAAGAUAUUGGAGGACAAAGUUUGGACCGACUUCUCGACUCCUGCUGGACAGUGUGUUGAAAGUUCUGAAGUUUUGAAUUUUCAAAACUGUGAAGUAAAAACAAGGUGGUCUUUGUCCGUUCCAACAUAUAAGCACAAUUUGCACUGUUCUAGGUAUGAAGACAGUCACAGCCUUAAUUCUGAGGACUCGGGUAUUCCGACACUAGAAGUUGGAAAUCCAGAACCCAUCCAUUGUGGUGUGUUAAAUGUCAGAACGAACAAUGUUGAUCCAUCCCAGUGUGCUGGAUUUUCAAAUGACAAACUUGGACAAGGUUCAGGUAGUCUCCCACCUGGUAUGUGCUCACCAGCUAUACGACUGGAAAAUGACAACGCAAUACGAAAAUCCUCCACAUUCCCUCGUUCUGGUUAUGACAAUGUGAAGCUCUACAGUCCAUCUGCUAGAGGAGUAAACAAAGCUGAUGAGAUAUCUGUAAGCAGUAUUUCAAGCCUGAGCACAGAACUCUCCACAACCCUGUCUGUUAGCAAUGAGGAUAUCUUAGAUAGUCUGGUGACCAGUGAGUCGAGUGCAAUUGUAACUCUGGAAACUGAUGAGGCGCAGUUCACUGACAUCAGUCUAAAUUCUUCCAGAGACACAUACCUGCAAGCAGACAGUUCAUCGGAACAAGAGACCAAAUACAAAAGGUUGGGUACCCUUGCCAGCUUUUUUGCCAGGAAUUUGUUUGCGAAGAAACUCAAAGAUUCCGUACCAUUAGAGCAGAAUGCUCCAAGCUGGAAAUUAUUUGGGAAAAUGCCUGCCAAGGAAAGCCCUCAUAAAGAUUCCAAGAAGAUUCAACAGGAAUAUGAAGAAGGAUCGAGGAGAGCCCAAAAGUCCCCCUCUCCUAAUCAAUGUGUAAGGAAAAAUCUAGACUUUGAACCCCUCUCCACAACAGCACUAAUUCUUGAGGACAGGCCAGCAAAUCUCCCUGCAAAACCAGCCGAAGAAGCUGAAAAGCACAGGCAGCAAUAUGCAGAGAUGGUGGCUCAAGUGAAAAAACGAGAACAAAAAGAUGCCCAGCGGCGGAGAAAGCUGUUGGAAGACAGGUGUAAACUGGAGGAAACCAUUGGUAAUGCUGUGAUGACCUGGAAUAAUGAAGUCCUACCCAACUGGGAGACUAUGUGUAAUUCUCGUAAAGUCCGUGAUCUCUGGUGGCAAGGAAUUCCUCCUAGUGUGCGAGGGAAGGUAUGGAGCUUGGCCAUUGGCAAUGAUCUAAACAUUACUCACGAGCUUUAUGAAAUUUGUUUAUCUCGAGCUAAAGACAAAUGUAGAUCUCUCAGUACAGCACACUCCGACAUAGACAAUGAAGAUCAAGGGUUAUCUGCAGCAGACAGGGAAGCCAGUUUAGAGCUCAUAAAGUUGGAUAUUUCGCGUACAUUUCCUAACCUUUGCAUUUUUCAGCAGGGAGGGCCUUAUUAUGAUAUACUACACAAUGUUCUCGGAGCAUACACCUGUUAUAGGCCUGAUGUAGGAUAUGUUCAGGGAAUGUCUUUCAUUGCUGCUGUGCUGAUUCUAAACUUGGAUACUGCAGAUGCCUUCAUUGCCUUUGCUAAUUUAUUGAACAAACCAUGUCAAAUGGCUUUUUUCCGUGUGGACCAUAGCCUUAUAUUGAAAUAUUUUGCAGCCUUUGAGGUGUUCUUUGAAGAAAACCUGCCACGGUUAUUCGCACAUUUCAAGAAAAACAACCUUACCCCAGAUAUUUAUUUAAUUGACUGGAUAUUCACUCUGUACAGUAAAUCCUUCCCUCUGGACCUUGCUUGUCGUGUCUGGGAUGUGUUCUGUCGUGAUGGGGAGGAAUUUCUUUUCCGAACUGCUCUGGGAAUCUUAAAGCUUUAUGAAGAUAUUUUGACGCAAAUGGAUUUUAUCCACAUGGCACAGUUCCUGACCAAGCUCCCUGAAGACGUGUUGUCAGAGGAUCUGUUUGGAGCCAUCGCAGCCAUUCAGAUGCAGAGCAGAAAUAAAAAGUGGGCUCAGAUACUCUCAGCAUUGCAAAAGGAUUCGAGGGAGCUGGAUAAAGGAAGUCCUGCUAUGAAGCGAUGACCUGUGUAUUUGAAUGUUUGAAGCCAUGUUGUAGUAAAUUGUGUGUUUGGUUCAAAAAAUGAAAACAAUGACUAUGUUGCAGUGAUGGGUUUCUUGCUGCGAUUUACAACAUCGUGUUGUUUGAUACGAAUGCUGGAGUAAGCCUUAAAAGAAUAUAUUUACAUAAUUUAACUUGUGGAUGCAGCCUUAAGAAUUUGCACAGCCUCAUCUCCUAUGUAUCACAUGCCAUUUGUAAAACCAGUUUUAAUCCCAGCAAUUGAAAACAAAAUAUUUAUUAUACAUCAGUAUGCCAUCAGUGCAUUCUCAGAUAUGUCCACUGUGAUUAAUAAAUCUUUCAAUUCCAGACAGUGGAAUGUUGUCACUAAAUGUGGCAGCUUGUCUUUCAGCUUUCCUUUCUUUUUGUCAUUCUAUUUUCAAUUAAGUGCAGGGAACAUCAAAUUGAAACUAUAAAUCCUGUGUUUCCACCUUGUUUCCAGUUCAUUUGACUUACAUUUAAUAGUUCGUUCCAUUCAACUUCAGUCCUGUUAUUGAAUGUUUGUUGCCCUUCCACUGCCUAAAUUACAUCUUGUUUUACAUAUAAUUACAGAAUCCUAUCCUUGCAUUUGACUUAAUUCUUCUGUACUUAAAUGGGACAACACAAUGGCUGCAUCUAUUCAUCACAAACUGUUUCGAAUCAUACCACUAUAUUUUUUCCCAUAAGCUUUCAAUUUGAAGUAGAGCUGCUGUCAUUUUGUUGCUUCCCAUGCAAAUACUGGAGACAUAAAACAAUAUGAUUUUAGCAGCAAAAAUAAAUUAUCUAUGGACAACAAAAUGUAAUACAGUUCCUACUUCAUUAUAAAAUGUUCAGAGUAACUCUGGCCUUACUACACUGCAAUUAAAAAGGUAACUAAAAGUUGUCAUAUGAAAAUGGGUUAAACACUAUUUUUACAGUAAGGAACGAUUGAUGUGUGCAAACAGAAGAUGAAGCUGUGUGGUUGUGUACUCAAAAGUGAUAUAUUUCUUGGUAAUCUUUAGCUCAGGGCAUUUUUCUCUAUGAAAUUAAAUGGCUUCAAUGUACCACCAGAAAUUUAAAAGACUAAAAUAUACACUUUCUUUUUAAUAGCUGCUUGAAUUGUAGGUGGUGAUCUCACUUGUAUCUUUUGUGACCUUAUACUAGCACUUUCAUAACAACCUCUUGGAAAAAUCAGAAUAUCGCAUAGAAGUUGGGAAUUUUGGAGUUUGGUUACAAUCAAGGUGACACGUGCUCGUACACGUGUGGCCAUUUGUCACAUUAAGCUUAACCCCUGGGUAACUAUUCUACCAUUGCGGCAUCUCAACCAUUCAGUCCCAAACCAAUUUUUGCAUCUCUGUUCUCAAUAGGGGUUAUUUGGAGCACUAACAAUUUUUGUCUAUGUACUUUGUUUCAGUACCUAGCAGUCCAGCACCAGCAUACAGAGAGAGCUGAUUUCAGCAUAAGCCAUUGUUUCAAUGUGCAACUUUGGAGUCUGUUAACAAACACUGAGGUUCUUCAGACAGUGAGAUAUUUCAAUAAGAUAAAAUAAUCUUGUGCCGUUCUGAAUUCAACCUAGAUUGUUUUGAGCCAUUGAUACUGGAAUUUCUUACUAUUGCUGCAUGUUGGAGCAAGAUACUGAAUUGUUGAUGUGCAAUUUGUUUCACGACAGUUGCUGAUUAGCACAGUCUGGUAACGAUGUGACUUGAUAGAGCUAGCACCAAACAUUUAAAAUGGAUUUUAUUUCAAGUUGUUGGGUUAACUUGCUUUUAGGAUUAUAUGGUUAAUUUGUAAAACAGUUCCAAUUGCAUUCCCAUUUAACCUCAAACUCGGUUUUAUGAUCAGUUUGUUUUUUUUUCAUAUAUUGAACUUAAUUACAUUUCUGAAGGAAGAAAACCUUGAGUUUAAUGAGCGCAGAUGCAAUAACUUGCAGGACCAGAUGUUUUAACGAGUGAACAAACUUUUCUUCAGGAUAGGGACUGCCCAUGGUAUCAAAAUCUAAUUUGUAGACUGUAUGAUCAUCACUGUGCAUGCUUCUAAGUGGAUUGAUGUACUGUAUAAUAUUCCUUUAAUCAUCAGUAGUAGGAUAGAAUCUCAGUCCCAUCUAGUAUGAAUUAUCAUUUAAAUUUGGGAGUAAUGCACAUCACUUAAUAAUUUGAAAGGCAAUUUGAAUUUAGCAAAAUAUUCCAUAUUUUACCAACUUAAAAUACAACUGAAACAAAAGGAAGCAUGUAACCUUACAAUAGCUGGGAAUGCAUUUUAUUCUGGGACCGUGCAAAAUAAACAGUUAUGUUAAUAUCUGUGCAUUUGUGUUCUUGAAAAAAACAACUCUGGCCAGUGUUGACCACUUUACAAGAUCACUAUCUCAAUGGAUUUUGCAAAAAUGAACUAUAACUCAGCCCAGUCAUUUGCUGUUGACUGCUUUUGGAGAUCCAAAUAUCAUACUGAGGCUCUAUUAGCAGAGUGAUCUGUUUGCACUUGUGUAUAAUAUCUGUAAUUGGUACUUGUCAACUUUGUCUUCAGUUCUGUGUGUUGUACUCCAUCAUAUAGCGCUUUUUUUUGUAGAUGUUCAUCAUGCAGUGAAGAUUUAUUUUAGUAGUAUGAAUUAAAUGCUGCAAUAAUUGAAUAUUUGCACAGUUUUGAAAGAAUUCAUUGUGAAAUAUACUCUUCUGGGGUGUAGUAAUUGAAGUGAGGAUUCUUUCUUGAAUUUGAUAAGGUUUGAAGCACUUAGUGACAAACAAUGCAAUUAAUAUGUAUAUAUGUCUCAAUUUAGCUAUUAUUUCAUUGUACAGAUUUUAAUGUUUAACAAUUGUCUGUUUUGACAGAUCAUUUCAUUGUGACUGAAGUGUGAUUUAUUAUUUUGUUACUGGAUCUUGGCACUGGAAGUUAUUUUUCUCACAUUUUAAAUGUUCUUAAUUGUACACCCUGUGGCAUAUUAUUGACACCAUUUCAACUCUGUGAAGUGGUGUUUUAAAAAGCACGGCCGCCAUUUUAAUAAUGAUACACGCCCUAUUAAUGUUUAGUUUACUUUUAUCCUGGGCAUAAGUGAUUUAAACUGAAUGAGGUUACCAGAUUAUGAAAGAAAUUAUACUGAUGCAGAACAUUGGAUUUUCCUCCAAAUGUAAAUAAGUUGUUUUCCUAAAUAAAAAUGGAUUUAGAGAAAUGUUUUGUCUUGUUUAUUAAUAGUCCUGAUGCUCUUCAGUUGUGAUUAAAUUCUGGAAACAUUUUAAACCAACUACAAGUGACUUCAACACUGAGUAUGUCUUUCUAAAUAUCAAUGGUUGACAUCAAAUGUUUUGGUCAUGGGUUAAAGGAGAAUUUGCCCAUUUUGACAUUGAAGAAGAUGCCGUGAAAUCAGAGUGAAGUUUAUUCACAGUACAUUUUUACCUCCUGUUGUGAUGAAUCAUGAUUGGAUUUGUAUUGAACUACCUGCUGCAGCAUGUAGUCAUAGAUUCUUAUCAGCACAGAAACAGAACCUUUGGCCCAACUUAAUGUUAGAUGGUAGCACGAUAUUAAUAUGCAGCAGCCUCUCCGGACUCUGGGGAUUGCCAAAAGUUAUGUGGAUUUUCUGGUGUAGUCUGUUUUGUCAUAUGCUUUUGUGAUAUAAUUCUGGAGGA